Molecule: messenger RNA, 4055 nt
Organism: Cladophialophora immunda
Lineage: Eukaryota; Fungi; Ascomycota; Eurotiomycetes; Chaetothyriales; Herpotrichiellaceae
Product: urea carboxylase
Exons: 2
Coding region: 248-4000 (1250 amino acids)
Molecular function (GO): ATP binding; metal ion binding
Source: RefSeq, a predicted model, not a curated record
GAGAAAACGAGCUUUAGAAAUACUAAUGGACCAGUGCGUCUAAUUCUUCGUCCCAAUGGAAAACCCGGUGACGAGCAUGGUGUCUUCCCCAAGGGGUUAGCUGUGCCACGCGACUUCUUCUUCCCGGCUGCGUCUGCACCGCGUUAGACUGCGUACAUGUAGCUGGCAAAAGCACCAAGAACAAAUCCCUCAAGUAUUCACUCCGAAGAGGAGCAUUGGCUCCUAGGACGAGCCAAGCUGGGUCGCCAUGGGAUCAGUCGAAAGGCCUUGUCGAGAUCUGACCCGAGUCCUGGUUGCUAACCGUGGAGAAAUCGCUGUGCGUUUAAUUGCAACAUGCAAGAAACUGGGCAUCCGAGCGCUGGCAGUAUAUGUCGUCGACGAUGCAGACUCACCCCACGUGCGGGCCGCCGACGAGUCGUUUCUGCUCGAAGGACACGGAUCUCAAGGGUACCUGAGCACCGAGGAGAUUGUCCGGAUAUGUCAGCGGAAUGGCGUGCAGGGAGUCCUACCUGGCUAUGGCUUCCUCAGCGAGAACAGCGACUUUGCCGCAGCAUUGCACGCGGCCGGAAUCCUGUUCAUCGGGCCCAGUGCCACGACUUUGCGUGAUUUUGGCUUGAAGGACCGCGCGAGAGAACUGGCCGUGCGAGCCAAGGUGCCAGUUGUGCCUGGAACGCCGAUACUCGCCGGCUUCGACCAAGCCCGGCGCGCUGCAAUCGAGAUAGGCUACCCGGUCAUGGUGAAAGCGACGGCAGGAGGAGGAGGCAUGGGCCUGCAGGUCUGCCGACACGUGGACGAGCUCCGCAGGGCCGUCGACGUGGUGAAAAGUCGCGGCCAGGCGCUGUUCCAAAACGACGGCUUCUUCAUUGAGAAAUUCGUCGAGUCAGGCCGCCACAUCGAAGCCCAAGUCUUCGGCAACGGCCAGGGAGAUGUGUUGUUCUUCGGGGAGCGUGAGUGCUCGGUUCAGCGGCGGCAUCAGAAGGUUAUUGAGGAGGCGCCCAGCCCUUAUGUGCUGAAAAACCCGUCCUUGAGAAAGCGGCUCGAGAGUGCGUCCUGCGCCCUGGCAAAAUCCGUCAAGUACAAGUCCGCCGGCACUAUCGAGUAUCUGGUCGAUGAUGUGUCGGGAGAGUUCUACUUCUUAGAGGUCAACACUCGGCUACAAGUCGAACACGGCAUCACUGAAUUGUGCUACGACAUCGACCUGGUGGAAUUGAUGCUGCUACAGGCCGAAGAGGAGCUGCGAGGACGAGGCGGACUUUCGGCCGGCGCCAUGUCCUCCUUUUCCCGUGAGGGGCCUAAAGGGCACGCGAUCGAGGUCAGAGUGUACGCGGAAAAUCCAGCAAAGAACUAUCAACCGGCACCUGGACUGUUCCAGAAUGUGCAUUUCCCUACGGGCCAGGGUAUCCGCACCGACACCUGGAUCGGGACGGGUUCAUUUGUAUCGUCCCUCUUUGACCCUCUGCUUGCGAAGGUGCUUGUACAUUCGCAGAAUCGAGACCACGCCGUCGAAAAGAUGGUUGCCACGUUGACCCAGACGAAGCUGCAAGGUCCACCCACCAACCUUGACUUCCUGAUUCAAGUCUUGAACUGCGGUGACUUUGUGACCGGACGCACGACGACAGACCUACUAGACACUCGGUUCGAGUACAAGGCGUCCGCCAUCGAGAUUCUCGAACCAGGUACGGCUACCACCGUUCAAGACUGGCCCGGCCGAGUUGGAGUGCCAAAUGGAGUUCCCACUGCUGGCCCCAUGGACUCUCUCUCGUUCCGCGCGGCCAAUAUCUUGGUUGGCAACGAAGAAGGCGUCGAAGGUCUUGAGAUCACACUGCUAGGCCCGAAAAUUAAAUUUCAUGCCGGCGCCGUCAUUGCUCUCUGUGGUGCUCCGUUCAGCUUUAAGAUUAAUGGACGACCCGCUUCGCUAUGGGCGUCGCAUGCCAUUCCGGCGAACACUGAGAUUCAGAUUGGCCAAACUCCCGUGGGAGCACGCGCGUAUCUAGGCAUUCGGGGCGGGCUUCCCAACGUGGCGACAUACCUGGGAUCAAAGAGCACGACGCCAUCACUGGAGUGGGGUGGCUACCAAGGACGACGACUCCUAGCAGGAGAUUUCCUCUUUAUCGAUUCCGGUGUGGCGACCAGUGCACCCCCCCGGCCCUUUGAGCUCGAUCGCUCAGCGAUCCCCGAGUUCAGUCACGAAUGGCAGAUUGCUGCACUCCCUGGACCUUGGUUUUCGAACGAGUUCCUUACCACCAAGGGGCAGGAACACCUUUACACGGCGACUUACAAAGUGUCCUACAACUCAAGCCGAACGGGAAUCCGUCUCGAGGGACCGCCGCCUACGUGGGGUCGACGGGACGGUGGCGAGGGAGGGAGUCAUCCCUCCAACAUGGUGGGGUUUGGGUGCACGGUGGGGAGUGUGAGCUUCACAGGUGAUUCGGGCAUCAUUCUUCCAGUAGACGGACCAAACCAGACGGGAUUCAUCGUUACCCAGGUCGUUGGGGGAUCGGAUCUGUGGAAGUUGGGUCAACUGCGACCGGGGGACUCGCUCACAUUUGUCCCAGCGACCUGGGCCCAGACACUGUUGCAAGAGCAAAAGCUCGGCGAAUUCGUAUCGUCCAUUCGAUCCCAAGUCAAAUCUGGAGUGGCUCGCAAGACGGAGGAGGCGCUGAUUGCGGGUCUUCUCUGCCCGCAAAGACCUACAAAGUAUGGGGAUGGGAUUCUCGCCACUGUUCAGGGUGAAAAGGAUCGGCCUCGGGUUGUCCUCCGCCAGGCCGGCGAGAGAGCCAUAUCCUGUCUCUUUGGUCCGGGGACGUUUGACCUGGGUAUACGAGCCAGAAUACAACACGUGGCAAAUACUAUCCGCAACGAUCCACCGUUGGGAUUGGGCAAGCACCCGGUAGCGGAAAAUUGUUCGCUUCUGGUCCACUUUGAUCCGCACCAAACCACUCAAGACACCGUGGUGCAAACAAUCCUUGCGUUGAACAAGGCAGUGCCCGAUGUGAGAGCGUCGCGGAUCCCUAGCCGGAUCAUCCACCUGCCUGGGGUCUUCGACGCUAAAGAAUGUCAAGAGACGAACGAGAGAUACAUGCUGAGUCAGAGAUCCAAAGCAGCCUACUUGCCCGAUAGUAUAGAUUUUAUCCGGCGGAGCAACGGACUGAAGACGAGAGAACAGGUCAAGGAGUCGUAUUUUGAGAUUCCACUUCUGAUCAAUGCCGUUGGUUGGAUGAUGGGACUCCCCAUUUAUGUCCAGGUCGACCCGAGGCGUCGAUUGGUGGUACCGAAGACCAAUCCGUCACGGACGUUCACCAAAGCCGGCUGUCUCGGGACCGGUGGGGGGACAUCCUCCAUCUAUCCAAAUGACUCGCCUGGCGGGUAUCAGCUCUGGGGCGCGACCAUCCCGGGCAUCUGCUGGGACACGUAUGGUCAGAAACCCGGCUUCACUCCUGAACGGCCGUGGUUGUUCGAAGCAUUUGAUCAGGUGAUAUUCCACUCGGUGAACCGAGCCGAGUUUGAUGCGGCCAUCAAUGCGUUCAAGGCCGGUCGAUACCACAUCCAGAUCGAGCAGUCAGAUUUUGAUAUGGCUGCGUACAACGCAUUGAUUGAGCAAACACGCGAAGAGGUGGCACGUAUGAAGAAGGUUCAGGAAGAGUGCACCGAGCGAGAGUUGGCUUUGGAGAGGGUGCUGUUUGCGGAGUGGAAGGCCGACGUCGACCGGGCAGCAGAGGCCAAGGAGAAGGAGAAGAAAUGCAGAGCUUCGAUGGUGCCAGAUGCGGCCUUGGUCGAAGUCCCAGCCACGAUGAUUUCAAGCGUGUGGAAGGUAGAGGUCUCGGUCGGGGAUAUCAUCCCAGCCAACAGGACGGUUGUCGUGCUCGAGGCCAUGAAAAUGGAGAUUGCGGUACAUGCGCCCUCGGGAGCUGCCGAGUACAAGGUGGCGAACAUCUCGCGGGAGCCCGGGGAGCGGGUGGAAACAGGAGACGUGCUCGUGCUGCUGCAGAAGUUGCCAUAAGGCUCAUAGCAUAGAUGCUGCCAGAGACGGCGAAAAUCCCGUCGAAAUUGGGAUG